Molecule: messenger RNA, 1839 nt
Organism: Dermochelys coriacea (leatherback sea turtle)
Lineage: Eukaryota; Metazoa; Chordata; Testudines; Dermochelyidae
Gene: GOT1
Product: glutamic-oxaloacetic transaminase 1
Exons: 10
Coding region: 80-1318 (412 amino acids)
Biological process (GO): L-aspartate biosynthetic process
Cellular component (GO): cytosol
Molecular function (GO): pyridoxal phosphate binding; L-aspartate:2-oxoglutarate transaminase activity
Source: RefSeq, a predicted model, not a curated record
CACCCCCGCUGGCCGGUGAAGGUGAGAGUCUCCUCUGAGCCGCGGCCUCUGACGAGCGGCGCCGCAGCCGCGGGGAGCCAUGGCCGCCGCCUCCGUCUUCGCCUCCGUCCCGCGGGCCCCGCCCGUCGCCGUCUUCCAGCUCACGGCCGACUUCCGGGAGGACGGGACCCGGAAAGUCAACCUGGGCCGGGGGGCCUAUCGUACAGAUGAGGGGCAGCCUUGGGUCCUGCCAGUAGUGAAGAAAGUUGAACAGAAGAUUGUCAGUGAUGCCAGCUUGAACCAUGAAUACCUGCCAAUCCUCGGCCUGCCUGAGUUCCGGGCCAAUGCUUCAAGGAUCGCGCUUGGGGAGGACAGUCGUGCUGUCAAGGAGAAUCGUGUAGGAGGCGUUCAGUGCUUGGGUGGGACUGGUGCUCUUUGCGUUGGAGCAGAGUUUCUGCGGCGCUGGUACAAUGGAACCAACAACACAGCAACUCCUGUCUACGUCUCGUCUCCUUCCUGGGAGAACCAUAACUCUGUGUUUGUGAACGCUGGCUUUAAGGACAUCCGGACCUAUCGCUACUGGGAUGCUGCUAAGAGGGGGCUGGACCUGGAGGGGCUCCUGGAGGACAUGGAGAGUGCACCGGAGUUCUCCAUCUUUGUUCUGCAUGCCUGUGCGCACAACCCAACUGGCACAGACCCCACCCUGGAGCAGUGGAAACAGAUUGCUGCUGUCAUGAAGCGCCGGUUCCUGUUCCCAUUCUUUGACUCAGCCUAUCAGGGCUUUGCCUCUGGCUGCCUGGACAGGGACGCCUGGGCCGUGCGGUACUUUGUCUCUGAGGGCUUCGAACUCUUCUGUGCUCAGUCCUUCUCCAAGAACUUCGGGCUCUACAAUGAGCGAGUGGGGAACCUGAGUGUGGUGGGGAAGGACGCUGACAACGUGCAGCGUGUUCUUUCCCAGAUGGAGAAGAUUGUCCGUGCCAUCUGGUCCAACCCUCCCUCACAAGGAGCACGUAUUGUGGCUACCACCCUCACCUGCCCGCAGCUCUUCACUGAAUGGAAGGACAACGUGAAGACUAUGGCUGAUCGGGUCUUGCUAAUGCGGUCGGAGCUCAGGGCCCGGCUCCAGGCUCUUGGGACCCCAGGCACCUGGAAUCACAUCACUGAACAGAUCGGCAUGUUCAGCUUCACAGGGCUGAACCCUAAGCAAGUGGAGUACAUGAUCAAGGAGAAGCACAUCUACCUGAUGGCCAGUGGACGCAUCAACAUGUGCGGCCUGACCACCAAGAACCUGGACUAUGUGGCCAGCUCCAUCCACGAAGCUGUCACCAAGUUCCAGUGAGGAACACAAACCACUGAACUCUCCUCUGAACCCACCAAAGCAGUAGUGUGUAGUCUCUGUUCCCUGCUCAUAACUCCCCUCUGUCACACCCCUAAGGAUGGGGAACAGCGGCUGUAUCAGGGAUAUCAGUCUGCCUGCAUCUCUGAAAGCCCCCUCAUAAUACAGGCCAGUGCCUUCCCGGGGCUGGUGGCCAAGUAAGCCAUCUCAUCUCUCAUUUGGCUGGCAGCAGCCAUAUGCACUGGGACCCAGACAUCUCAAAGCUGCCUAUUUCUGUGCAACCAAAUAGAUCCAGUAUAAUCAAAAGAGUUUGGCCCAUUCAACUCCUGUACAGGUGCAGUGCAUUGUGGGAUAGGUGCCCAAAUUCUUGGGCCCCCUUGUACUGUCUGGGUUGGAGGCACUGUAAAAUUUCAGGAAGUGAGGCUAUUGUUGGCUUUCGCCUCACACGAGCAAAGAGUGUGAUUGUUUUUGUGUUGCUGCUUCUUUGUGUUGCUGAAAGAAAAUAAAGCUCCAUCUCCAAAGGA